GUCACCGUAUCACCUUGGUAUUACCGGUCACUUCGAGUUCUUUGAGUUGAUGCGCGUGUACAACAUCUCUUUGCGAUAUGCGAACAAAGAUGACCACCAUGCUGCGACACGGAUGGCGAUAAAAGGCGACAGUCUGCAAUCCGCGCUCACCGAUACUUCCCAGUCGCCUGGACAUCAUGGCGAGCACGUCGUCGAGCUCACGCCUCCCCUCCACUAUGAACAGCAUCUCCUAUGUCACUGUGAAUGACAGGCCAAGAUUUACGCGCCAGAAAUCUGCCCUUUCACCCCAGACGACGGACGUCGAUCGAACUUCGCCUCCUCCGUAUGAAGGCGUGUAUACCACAGUAUGCAGGCGGACGAAGCGCUUGUAUCAGCUCGCGCACCGAACGGAGGCCACUGUACAGGAUGCCCUAUUGGACGCACCGCGCGACGCUGGCUCCACAUGUUAUUCCCUGCGCAUCACCCUGACCUCACUCCUACUCUCCUUGGCCCGCCUCAAGCAAGCUAUAGCCGAACAUCGUGAUGUUCUUCCGGAGGCGACGGACCAGUGGUGCGAUCACCAUUUGCCGUAUGUCGAGGCGAUCCUCUUCGCCUUAGAGCCAUUCUCCUUUCACGAGGACUUUGACGUCUCCCUCACAUGGCUACGAAAGACCGCCGAAGAGUUACGCGAGCUGGUGAACAGCGUAACGCGCUCGUAUCGAAAGCUCAUGUAUCACCACUUUCGGGAAGUACUACGCGCCAGCCAAGAAGAGGCCGCCGCCGCCCGCGAGGUCGAGCUGGAGCGUCGUGCGGCUUUUAUGGAAGAUCAUCUCCGAAGGAAAGCGAAGGCCAUGCAGACCAGGUCGGUGAUGGCGGCGUACAAGAAGGCUGCCCGGACAGGUGAUCCUGUUUAUCUGGACGACGAAGGACGCCUGGCGGAGAGAUGAUUUGGGGUCAUGAAUGAUUUGCUCGACUCCGGCGACGACGAAUGUAGCCCGUGUUGUAUCCCCUCAGUAUGUAUCUCUAUCGAUCUAUCACUCUUACGGCAUUAUCCAGGCCUGAUCUUCCCGGACUGCGUGGGAUGGCAAGGUUGAUGGUGG
This is a messenger RNA of Schizophyllum commune H4-8, 1079 nucleotides long. RefSeq lists its product as uncharacterized. Lineage: Eukaryota; Fungi; Basidiomycota; Agaricomycetes; Agaricales; Schizophyllaceae. The record is from RefSeq and is a predicted model, not a curated record. The coding region runs from base 177 to 926 and encodes 249 amino acids. The transcript is spliced from 4 exons.